Molecule: messenger RNA, 956 nt
Organism: Carlito syrichta (Philippine tarsier)
Lineage: Eukaryota; Metazoa; Chordata; Mammalia; Primates; Tarsiidae
Gene: FBXO32
Product: F-box protein 32
Exons: 8
Coding region: 80-946 (288 amino acids)
Biological process (GO): protein ubiquitination
Cellular component (GO): SCF ubiquitin ligase complex; nucleus; cytoplasm
Molecular function (GO): protein binding
Source: RefSeq, a predicted model, not a curated record
CAACAAGGAGACAUACGAUAAAGAGAACCUCUUCAAUAGCCUGAACUAUGACGUGGCGGCCAAGAAGAGAAAGAAGGACAUGCUGAACAGCAAAGCCAAAACCCAGUAUUUCCACCAAGAAAAAUGGAUCUAUGUUCACAAAGGCAGCACUAAGGAGCGCCACGGGUACUGCACCCUGGGGGAAGCUUUCAACAGGCUGGACUUCUCAACCGCCAUCCUGGACUCCAGAAGGUUCAACUACGUGGUGCGGCUGCUGGAGCUGAUCGCCAAGUCACAGCUCACCUCCCUGAGCGGCAUCGCCCAGAAGAACUUCAUGAACAUUUUGGAGAAAGUGGUGCUGAAAGUCCUUGAAGACCAGCAAAACAUCCGCCUCAUACGGGAGCUGCUCCAGACGCUCUACACGUCGCUGUGCACGCUGGUCCAGCGGGUCGGCAAGUCUGUGCUGGUCGGGAACAUCAACAUGUGGGUGUCGCGCAUGGAGGCCAUCCUGCACUGGCAGCAGCAGCUGGACGACAUCCAGAUCAGCAGGCCGGCCUUCCGGGGCCUGACCUUCACGGACCUGCCUCUGUGCCUGCAGCUGAACGUCAUGCAGCGGCUGAGUGACGGCCGUGACCUGGUCAGCCUGGGCCAGGCGGCCCCCGGCCUGCUCGCGCUCAGCGAGGACCGGCUGCUGUGGAAGAGGCUCUGCCAGUACCACUUCUCCGAGCGGCAGAUCCGCAAGCGAUUAAUUUUGUCGGACAAAGGGCAGCUGGAUUGGAAGAAGAUGUAUUUCAAACUCAUCCGGUGUUACCCCAGGAAGGAGCAGUACGGAGACACCCUGCAGCUUUGCAAACACUGUCACAUCCUUUCCUGGAAGGGCACUGACCACCCGUGUACCGCCAACAGCCCAGAGAGCUGCUCCGUCUCGCUGCUGCCCCAGGACUUCAUCAACCUGUUCAAGUUCUGAACCGCAGCAC